This is a messenger RNA of Dioscorea cayenensis subsp. rotundata (Guinea yam), 861 nucleotides long. RefSeq names its product exosome complex component CSL4. The record is from RefSeq and is a predicted model, not a curated record. Bases 122 to 748 code for a protein of 208 amino acids. The transcript is spliced from 6 exons. Lineage: Eukaryota; Viridiplantae; Streptophyta; Magnoliopsida; Dioscoreales; Dioscoreaceae. Gene Ontology annotation, biological process: RNA processing. Gene Ontology annotation, cellular component: cytoplasm; nuclear exosome (RNase complex). Gene Ontology annotation, molecular function: RNA binding.
UUAUAUAGAAACUCAAAAGUCCAAACACCGCCAUCUCCAGCACCUUCGCUCCGGCUUCACUGCGACCUCGUCGUCGCCGAUCUCCGGCUCUCCGGCGAGGGCAUCGUUGCGGUAGAGAUCCAUGGCGGCCAUGAGGAUGGAGCAAGGAGAAGCGGAUCUCGUCACCCCUGGCGAGAAGCUAGGCGAUGCCACCGUCCUCAUCGCCGGGAAAGGAGCUUAUCUCUCCCCCAAUGGCCGCACAAUCCACGCUUCCCUCACUGGCCUUCGCGUCCUUACUCCACCUCCAUCCGGUUCCUCCGAUCAGAGAUCCAUUGUUGAUGUUGUUGGUCAUCGAUCGCAUGGCCCUGUUCCUGAACCUGGAUCAAUCGUCGUUGUUCGGGUUACAAAAGUUAUGGCUAGAAUGGCUUCAGCUGAUAUAAUGUGUGUGGGAUCAAAGGCUGUGAAGGAAAAGUUUACUGGUAUUAUUAGGCAACAAGAUGUCCGGGCAACUGAGAUUGAUAAGGUAGACAUGUAUUUGUCUUUUCGCCCCGGUGACAUUGUUAGGGCCUUGGUGCUCUCGCUUGGAGAUGCCAGAGCAUAUCACCUUUCAACAGCAAGAAAUGAAUUGGGUGUCAUAUCUGCUCAAAGCAUAUCUGGUGGUGUUAUGGUGCCGAUAAGUUGGACAGAGAUGCAAUGUCCAUUGACUGGCCAAAUUGAACAUAGAAAAGUUGCCAAAGUACCACCUAAAUCAGAAGUAAAAGAUGAGUAAAACUGCAUCUAACUCUUUAAAAUUUCAACUUCAAAGUCAUAGUUAUGUUUUGGUGUUGGGACUUUUUGAGUAGUUGUCUGUUCAAUGGAAAUGAUAUGAAAUUUUGUAGUUCA